AUGAUGUUCUCAGCUUUAGCUGCUUUCUCCUUUCUACAUCUUACUCUAUGUGCAAGUAUUGGAGAUCCACAAUCUAACCGGUCUGUGCCAAUUCCAAUUAACCCUCGACAACACAUACCAGAGCAGCUAUUGAUGGUACCAUCCUUAACUGAAACGCAUCCUCAGGAACAACAUUCUGCUGGAAAUCAACCGUCUCACCUUCAGAAUAUACCCCAAUAUAUACCCUUUGCCGGCUUUCCAUUUAAUUCAAAUCAACACCAGCCCCAACAACAGUUACCCGAAUCAGAACCACUCAACUUACCAUCGUUACCAUUUUCUCAACAUCAAUCGUUUCCUAAUCCACAAAGCUUCUUACUACCGCUUGUAAUGCCAUCAUUAUAUUUUCCUUCUCAAUUCCCACAACAACAACAACAACAGUCAAAUGUAGAACCAUAUCCAUCAUCAUUACCUCAAACGCAACAACAAUGGCCCUUCUCAAUUUCGAGUAAAUCGAGUCAAUCACAACGAACAGAUAGUAGUUUUUCGUGGUCACAUCAGAAACAAUGUCAGACAGUCAAUGACACGUAUAAAUGUGUUCAAUCUCUGCGCAUACCAAAGCCAAAAGAUAAAACAAAUGUAACACAAUUAAUUGAUUCAUUGAAAGUGAAUGGCUGGGACGAUUGCCAAUUAUUAAAUGAACAAAUCAUUUGUCAAAAAACACAAGAAGGUGCUGCACGUGAAAAAAAUUUAUUACCAAUAGUUCUUGAUUCAAAUGCGUCACAUAGUUCAGAUGAGUAA
Didymodactylos carnosus is the source of this 777-nucleotide messenger RNA. NCBI's taxonomy places the organism in Eukaryota, Metazoa, Rotifera, Eurotatoria, Philodinida, Philodinidae. The record is from the annotation of a GenBank genome assembly.